AUGGGGUAUUGUUUGCUGAAUGAGCUUGAUGAUGAGGUUGCUUUUUCUGCAACAGGUGCUACGAAAAUUUAUGUUAAUCUUGAAAUGGAAUAUGUUGCCACUUUGAUUGAAAGGUUUUCGUCUGUUUCCAAUGAUGUGCAAAUUAUCCAAGCUCAGCCUGUUAAUGAUAUUCCAUUAGAAGAACAAAUAUUUGAGCAUGUAGUUGCUGUUAGAGGGACAAUUAUAGAUGUGGAUAAUUUCUUUGGUUGGUAUUAUGUUUCAUGCAACAUAUGCAGCAAAAAAGUUAUCCCUGAUGAUGUGUACAUUUGUGAUGCUUGUAAUAAGGAAUGCAAGUUUCCUUUGGUCAAGUAUAAGAUACAUUUGAAGGUGUCAGAUAAAACAGCAGUUUCUACUUUUGUGCUGUUUAAUGUGGUUGCUGAGAAGUUACUAGAUACAUCAGCUCAUAAAUUAUUCAAUAGACAGUCUCGAAGCAAUACUGAUCUCCCUGCUCAGAUUCAUGGGCUUUCUGAGAUGAAUUAUGUGUUCAAGUUAAAGCUGAACAACUAUUAUUUGAAAGAAGGAUUGGAGAAUUAUUGUGUUUCAAGGAUAUUUCUACCUAAUAAGACAUUGAAAAUGCAAUAUAAGUCUAAAAAAUUUGAGCAGGCUUUGAAAGAGACUGAAAAAUUUGAGAAGAGUGAGCUUUGCAGAUUCAUGGAAACUACUGUUGAGGAAGAACCGGCUGUUAAUCUGGAAGAUUCUGAAGAAGAUGUUUUGAUUUUGGAUAAUUUAAAAGGAAGAAAAAAGAGGAAGAAGAUUGUACAUGAAGAUGGGUCGGAUGAUGAUGACAAGAGUGCUGGGAAACAGAAGCUUCAGUCGACAUAUUUAUAA
This is a messenger RNA of Elaeis guineensis (African oil palm), 867 nucleotides long. Lineage: Eukaryota; Viridiplantae; Streptophyta; Magnoliopsida; Arecales; Arecaceae. The record is from RefSeq and is a predicted model, not a curated record.